CGAAAGAACGCAAUCUCAUCGCAAGAAAAGAAAAAAAAUCCUAUUCAAAUCGAAACCCCUCUCUUUGAUCUCGUCGCCGAGGAAUUAGGAGGAGAGAGAGCAAUGGCCGCCGAGGAGGGAGUCGUGAUCGCCUGCCACAACAAGGACGAGUUCGACGCCCAGAUGACCAAGGCCAAGGAGGCCGGCAAAGUGGUCAUAAUUGACUUCACUGCUUCCUGGUGUGGCCCUUGCCGCUUCAUCGCCCCAGUGUUCGCUGAAUACGCCAAAAAGUUCCCUGGUGCUGUCUUCCUGAAGGUUGAUGUUGAUGAGCUGAAGGAAGUUGCUGAAAAGUACAAUGUCGAGGCAAUGCCGACCUUCCUAUUCAUCAAGGAUGGUGCUGAGGCUGACAAGGUCGUUGGCGCCAGGAAGGAUGACCUCCAGAACACCAUCGUGAAGCACGUCGGUGCCACUGCUGCAUCUGCUUCUGCCUAAGAAUUCUCGCAGGCGCAAGUUAUCAAAUAAGGGCCAGCACCUGGUGUUGUAGUAGGUAUUAGCGUUAGUCAUCGUUAUCGUCAGUUUGGCUUGGGUGUCCUCGAAUAUCAUGCGAAAUCGAUUCCGAGUUCUCUUUUUAAAAUUCCUGAUGAUGAUAUAUAGUUUGUGGAAAUUUGGAUCUGGCUAUUCUGUACGAGUUUGCUGACUAUUAAAGCAAUUAUUAUAAUAUGAUGAUGCUGGCAAGCUUGUAGAUAGCUUGAAUUUGUCCUGAA
This is a messenger RNA of Oryza sativa Japonica Group (Japanese rice), 743 nucleotides long. The record is from RefSeq and is a predicted model, not a curated record. Lineage: Eukaryota; Viridiplantae; Streptophyta; Magnoliopsida; Poales; Poaceae.